Messenger RNA from Stylonychia lemnae, 2982 nucleotides. The record is from the annotation of a GenBank genome assembly. NCBI's taxonomy places the organism in Eukaryota, Ciliophora, Spirotrichea, Sporadotrichida, Oxytrichidae.
AUGAAUUUCUAACAGUCUAAUAAGGUUUCUCAAAUUAGAUCGCAAAUAAACGUUGCUGUCCAUACUCUCCUAGCUAAGCACUUGCCCACUGAUCUUAAGAAGAACUCAAUUUAACUUGAAUCCCCCUCGGAUAUUCUGUAUUCGAAAACAAGAAACUUGUAUGUGAUUGCAAACUUAGGCAAUAAUACCAUAUCCUUGCUCGAUGCCAAGGAUCUCAACUUGAAGACUACGUUUGGAAUAGCUUAUAACAAUUCUGUAAAUGGAAUGGGGAACACUGCCAGUAGCAGCACCAGAUCAUCUCUGAACAUGAAGACUAUAGAUGGGUUUCAUAGUGCUUGCUGCUUCAAUCAGCCUCAUGGCUUAGCAUUCUCUAAGGAUGAGAACUAUAUAUUCGUAGCUGAUACCGAUCAUCACUCAGUGAGGAUCAUUGACAUAGACAACUAGAUUUGCUCUACAAUUGCAGGUGACUAUAAAUAAAGAGGACAGAUUGCUAUGGGGUUAUUAGAUAAUACAUUGCUGGAGGAGCCUCGAGGUCUCUGCUUAGACUCUUAUGGAAAUAUCUUCGUAACUUGCAAGUCUGCAGUCGUCUAUCUUGAUUUGGAGAGGUAGAUAUCGUAGCUGAUUGCAGGUGAUGUUCGAUAAUUUGGCUUUAAGGAUGGUAACUUUAAGACUUCAGCCAUGUUUGAUCACCCAGAUGGAAUAGUAAGUCUUGUUGAUUCAACUGGCAGUCCUAUGCUGAACGGGAUACUAUUAGUUGCUGAUACCUAUAAUCAUAGAGUAAGGCUGCUGGAUUUGGAUAAUUAAAAAGUGUCCACUCUAUGUGGCACUGGCAUUGUUGGUGAUCCUGGCCAUGUAGAUGGAGCCUGUGCCAGAUCUAAGCUGAACUUUCCGUAAAAGCUAAUUGUUGAAAUUACUUAAGACAAGAAGAUACUCUAUAUAACUGAGUUGAAUGAUUGCAUCAGAGUGGUUGACUUAGACAAGAGAGAGAUUGAAACACUGUGUGGAGGAUUCUAUAAUAAAAACGGCCUUAAGGAUGGAGAUGGCAAAGAAACUCUUAUGAAUUUCCCUUAUGGAAUUGCAUGUAUAGAACCUAGAAAGAAAUAUAUCAUAACUGAAUCAGAUAAUCACAGUUUAAGAAUAAUAGAAUUCAAGGAACCCUAGAUUAAGCAAAUAUAACCAUAUGAAACAGGCCAACAGUAGAAUCUGUUUUAAUAGAUUGAGGACAAGUAUUUAAAGCACUCUACUAACUCAAUGGGCAAUCCUGUGUUUGCCUAGAACGAGCAAAUUUUAGCUUAAAAUCUUAUAAGUAAUAAGGAUAGACUAGCAGAUGAAUAAAGAAGGUCUUAUGGAUCAGAUGGCUCAGUUGAGGUAAUGACGAACAAGACAAGCGUCGUGACUCCAAGGUUUAAUUAGUCUACCUAUUAAAUGCUAAUGAGUGUGCAGAAAUCUUCUGCUGGUUCUGUCACUGAGACUGUUCUGCAAUUGAUAUAGACAUAUAUGAGUACAAGUGGGAUCUCAAAGGAUUUAAAAGUUAAAGAUACCUUGAAUGCUAUCUCUCAUAUCUUAUGUAUAAUUCUGCAGAUUACUGAUCUGCCUCAGGAUGAAGAUUUUACCAUCAUUCUUAAAAACACUCUGUUUCUGAUUGAAAACAUUCCUGAAUGCGAUCCUUAGGAGCUGACACCUUAAGAUGCUCUGGACAUUGCGACCUUGGUAUCUUAGUUGUCUCUGAGAUCUGAGGUAAAACUCCCAGGGAUUAGGUCUCUAUUCUAGUGGAUAGUUGACUUUGAGAAAGCUGUGGCUUACCUUAAUACCAAAGCAAGCACAAUCCUUUAAAAUAAGGGGUCUCCCACUUAAUCUAAUGGCAGUCAAAAUCCAUAUGCGUAAAUAAACCAGAAUGAAAACACCAGAUAUCAACAGCAUUCAUAAUCAGUCACUAAUGAUAAAGAGAAUAACGAGAGACGGUAUCAUUAACAGCAGUACUAUCAUUCCCAGUAUGCUGAGAGCUACAUCCUAGAAGACUCAAAGGAAGAUGAGAAAAGUGAGAUUUUAGACAAUCCAUAUUAGUAAUAGCUUUAAAUCCAACAGCAGCAACAUCUAUAAUAGCUAGCUGAGUAGUAAAAGUAGAAUUAACAACAACAGCAGUAAUAAAAGGUGCUAUUAACUGACCAUCUAAAAUAAGAGGAAUAACUAAGAGAAAUAGAUUUUGAUGAUGACAAUAAUUAAUUUGAUUCAUAACCUUCAACAAGAAGAUCUUAGCAAGAUGAAUUUUAAUAAAUUGUAUAUGAGUAAAUUUAGCAGCAGAUUUAACUUUAACAAUAAUAAGUUCAACAGCCAGUAAAGUAAUAGUAACAACAGACUCCAUUGUUUAAAUAGCAGGCAAUCAAUAGUAACUAAAGCUAGACUCAUUCUACCUCUGCAUUUUAACAGACCAAUUAAUAGCAACCUCUAUCAGACAGAUAAGUGCCUUCAACUUAAAAGAAGAAUGCCACUGAGUAAAGAAUUCAGCCUUAGUCAAACCAUUAAAAGCUGCAGCAAUUGAAACAGUCUCAAACUUAAAACAAUAAAAAUACCAAUGUAAUUUCUCCAAAGCCCUUAGGAAGAGAUAGUAAUACUAGCUCACUAUAGAAUUCAAGAUCAAACGGUAAUACUAUGAAAUAAAUAGAUCAAAAUAAAGGUUUAAGCAGUGUCAUCAGCCCAAAGCAUAAUCUUAACAGUCAGAAUAAUUCACAGUAAAUAAUGAGUCAGAAAUCAGGCGCAAACAAUAGUGUCAGUAAUUUGCUUUAGCAAAAGCAGAAUGCUCAAUAAGAGACUGUUCCUAAGAAAGACUAUGAAAAUGUAGUUAAAGAGAAUAAAGAGUUGAAGGACGAGAAUGAAAAGCUAAAAGCCAAAAUAGAAAAGAUGAAGCUAGAGUUCGUUUAGAUGUCUGAGAUGAUGGAGGAGAUUAUUUCUACUGAUAGGGAUUUUUCCCCACGUACUGAUUGA